AUGGCUGAUGAACAACAGGUUUUCUCCUGUUCCAUCUGUUCAGGUCUCCUGAAGGAUCCAGUGACUAUUCGCUGUGGACACAACUACUGUAUGAGCUGUAUUAAAGGUUUCUGGUAUAAGAAGAAAGUCUACAGCUGCCCUCAGUGCAGGAAGCGCUUUGAACUAAGGCCUGUUCUGGUAAAAAUCACCUUGUUAGCAGAGUUGGUGGGGGAGCUGAAGAAGACAGGACUCCAAGCUGCUCCAGCUGAUCUCUGCUCUGCUGGAGCUGAAGAUGUGUCCUGUGAUGUCUGCUCUGACAGGAAACUGAAAGCUGUCAAGUCCUGUCUCAACUGUUUGGUCUCUUAUUGUGAAAAUCACCUCAAACCUCACUACAGCGUUGAUCAGUUCAAGAAACACCAGCUGGUGGAGACAUCCAAGAAGCUCCAGGAGAACAUCUGCCCUCGUCAUGAUGAGGUYAUGAAGAUCUUCUGUCGUACUGAUCGGCAGUGUAUCUGUUAUCUCUGCUUAAUGGAUGAACAUGAAGGACAUGAAAVAGUCUCAGCUGCAGCAGGAAGAGUUGAGAAGCAGAAGGAGCUGGAGGCCAGUGGACAACAAAUCCAGCAGAGAAUCCUGGAGCGACAGAAAGAUGUGAAGCUGCUCCAACAGGAGGUGGAGGUCAUCAAUGUCUCUGCUGAUAAAACUGUGGAGGACAGUGAGGAGAUCUUCACUCAGCUGAUCCGUCUCAUCCAGAAAAGAAGCUCUGAUGUGAAGCAGCAGAUCAGAUCCCAGCAGGAAAUUGAAGCGAGUCGAGUCAAAGAGCUUCAGGAGAAGCUGGAGCAGGAGCUGACUGAGCUGAAGAGGAAAGACGACCAGCUGGAGCAGUUCUCACACACAGAGGAUCACAAGCAGUUUCUCCACAACUACCCCUCAGUGUCAGCACUCAGUGAGUCUCCACACUCAUCCAGCAUCAAGACUCAUCCUCUCACGUACUUUGAGGAUGUGACAGCAGCUGUGGAGGAGCUCAGAGACAAACUACAGGACGUCCUGAGGGACAGCUGGACAAACAUCUCACUGAGAGUCUCUCAAGUCCACGUUCUGCUGUCACAACCAGAACCAGAACCAAAGAGCAGAGAUGGAUUCUUAAAAUAUUCACAAGAAAUCCCUCUGGAUCCAAACACAGCUCACAGACGCCUGCUAUUAUCUGAUGGAAACAGAAAAGCUACAUUUAUAGAACAACAGCAGUCUUAUCCUGAUCAUCCAGACAGAUUCACUGAUCAUCUUCAGGUUCUGAGCAGAGAGAGUCUGAGCGGAUGUUGUUACUGGGAGGUGGAGCGGAGCGGGGGAGGAGUUGGUGUAGCAGUUUCAUACAAUAAUAUCAGCAGAGCAGAAUUUAGACUUGAAUCUUUCUUUGGAUGCAACAACAAAUCCUGGUAGUGAGAAUGUAACUCA
This is a messenger RNA of Austrofundulus limnaeus, 1428 nucleotides long. Its product is annotated as tripartite motif-containing protein 16. The record is from RefSeq and is a predicted model, not a curated record. Lineage: Eukaryota; Metazoa; Chordata; Actinopteri; Cyprinodontiformes; Rivulidae. Gene Ontology annotation, molecular function: zinc ion binding. The transcript is spliced from 3 exons. Bases 1 to 1413 code for a protein of 470 amino acids.